AAAUGGAAUGUCUCGUCGCCCAUUUGAAGUUGUCUUGACGCUUCAUCGAACCAUCUUUUAUACACAACAAUGACCACUAGAGGUCGCUAGUCGCCCAUACAAAUAUCUUGUCUCCAGUAGCUUGGUCACGUUGGGUACCGUUCCAACAGUAUUGAACUGAACUGAACGUGUCAUUUUCAUCUUAACAAAAUGACAUCAUAAUGCAACGAAUUAGUUCCCCACUGCUUUGCAAUGUGUGAUCCUCUUUCCCUUCAUAAUCAUUGAUGUUGGUAAAUCGAAAUCAUAAAUCACGAUCAAUCAUCUCAGGCCGUCUGUCAAAUCUGAAUGGAAAUCAUUCACGUCCUCCAGUAAAUCUGCGAUAGAAAUGCUGCAAAAAAAAAAGGCUAACCACCCACCAAAAGCAAAACAAGAUGGUGAAAUGAAAUCGAUUUGCUCCGCGCGUGCACCAAAAGCGUGCACGCGCCCCGGGUGUUGCUGUUAUCAAUCCACCUGUUCGCGCGCUUGCAUAUCACGUGCUCGCGUCCCUCCUCUCGAACGAAUGGAGCAUCCAUCGGCUCACCUCCCCCAUAACGCGUCUGCAUUUUUAUUUGGAUUGUUUUCUCGCAGCCAAGACGGCGACCGCUGCCUCUCGCCGAACGUGCCGAUUGGACCCAUCUCGAACCGGUUUGGAAUUUUGAGUCACAACACCGCCGCGUGAGAAACGCAGUGAACGCGCCACCGUGAGGUUUUUCUUUUCUUUUUUUUUUUCCUGGGUUGUAUUCUUUGACAUGGGCGAAGUCACGGUACCGGUAACACCUCGCCUUCUCGUGGCAGAGUGACAACUUUAUUGAUCACCACAGCCCCUUUUUUUUUUUUUUUUUUUUUUUUUUUUUGCGCCCUCUAAAUGGGAGCGCGUUUUUUUUCUGGGGAAUUACCCGUCGUUUUCCUUUGCCAAUUAUGUUCACUUUUGCUGCCUUCUGCUAUAUGCUGUCUCUGGUUCUCUGCGUGUCGCUCAUCUUCUUCGCAAUAUGGCACAUAACAGCUUUUGAUGAGCUCCAGGCUGACUUCAAGGUGCCAAUCGAUCAAGGCAAUCCACUCCAUGCGAGGGAGAGACUGCGAAACAUCGAGAGGAUCUGCAACCUUCUGAGGAAGUUGGUGCUACCAGAGUACUCGAUCCAUGUGCUCUUCUGUAUCAUGUUCCUAUGUGCCCAAGAAUGGCUGACGGUGGGCCUCAACAUCCCCCUGCUCUUCUACAACACGUGGAGUAGGUACUUCCAUUCCCCAACGGAUACCAAGGAGUUGAGCUACGACCCGGCUUCGGUCAUGAACGGCGACACGCUCAAGUUCUGCCUGAAGGAGGCCUGGUGCAAGCUGUCCUUCUUCGUCCUGUCCUUCUUCUACUAUCUCUACUGUGUGUGGAACCUGGAAAUAUCCCUCUAAUAGCUCGUACAAAAGUAUGGUCUACUCGCUGGUUACCUCAUAACUGACGCAUCGACACCCGAAGAGCCUCUGGACACGCAAACUGCCCUAUUUUACGAAAUGCUUUUUGCCAGAGAUGUAAACGGACGCUUCUUUGCCGCUUCCCUUUCCACCCCAAAGCGAAGGGACGUGUGUCCGUGCUCGACGACACCCGCCAAGACGACCCCUCGCGGUUCGACCGAUCAUCGCCAGUUGACGGCAACUCGUUCUCACGCCCGCUCGCGUCUGCGGCUUGCUCUGGAGCGGCGUCUUGUAGCAGCGGAUGGUCGCGCGCGGGACGACAAGCACAGUAGCAUUUGCACCGUUUGUCUCAGGCACAGCAGUACUGC
Hippocampus comes (tiger tail seahorse) is the source of this 1787-nucleotide messenger RNA. RefSeq names its product cornichon family AMPA receptor auxiliary protein 3 (gene cnih3). The transcript has 7 exons. Gene Ontology annotation, biological process: vesicle-mediated transport. Bases 937 to 1419 code for a protein of 160 amino acids. The record is from RefSeq and is a predicted model, not a curated record. Lineage: Eukaryota; Metazoa; Chordata; Actinopteri; Syngnathiformes; Syngnathidae.